GUCAGCCGCCCGCGCCCGCCGGCAGGAUCGCGGCGUUUGCAACAUGUCGGGUCUGCUGAAGCUGGACAAUGCGCUCAGGACCAAGGUUGAUGCUUUUAGGGAGCGAGUCACUGCUGAAGCAGAAGACUUGGUUGCAAGUUUCUUUCCAAAGAAGCUCUUGGAACUAGAUUCUUUUCUCAAGGAACCCCUCUCGAAUAUUUCAGAUUUGGCAACCAUCCACUCAGAUCUCAACUUGCCUGUGCCAGAACCUAUAAUGCUCACCAACAGCCACGAUGGCUUGGACAGUACAUGCAACAUUAAGAAGAGAAAACUGGAAGAUGGUGAAACUAACUGCCCAGUUACAGGUACAAAGGUGUUUAUAAUGCCAAAUGGAAUGCUAAAGAGCAACCAGCAACUCGUUGAGAUGAUUGAGAAAAUAAAACCAGAAAUCAGGACACUUAUGGAGAAGUGCAAUACAGUUAAAAUGUGGGUUCAACUGUUGAUACCGAGGAUAGAAGAUGGCAACAAUUUUGGUGUUUCUAUUCAGGAAGAGACGGUUGCAGAACUUCGAACAGUUGAAAGUGAAGCUGCUUCCUACUUGGAUCAGAUCUCCAGAUAUUACAUAACAAGAGCAAAAUUGGUGUCCAAAGUAGCCAAGUAUCCCCAUGUGGAAGAUUAUCGUCGCACGGUGUCAGAAAUUGAUGAAAAGGAAUACAUCAGUCUUCGGUUAAUUGUUUCUGAGCUGAGAAAUCAAUAUGUAACGUUACAUGACAUGAUCCUCAAAAACAUUGAAAAAAUCAAACGACCCAGGAACAGCAAUGCAGACGCACUGUAUUAACAUGCAUGCCUCGUGAAAUGGAAUCUGACCUUGGUAACCCCAAAUAUAAGACCAUGAUUGCCUUGGCUUGUUGCGUGAGAUUGGUCUUGCUGCAGUAGAAAGAAUUUGGUUGGAAAAUGAAGCACAGGGUUAGUUGCAUUUUAGUGAAAUAACUGAUAAGGAUUUCCAUUCUUUUAUUUUUGUGAUGUAUAAGAGGUUUUUUUAAUCCUCAGGAAUCUUCCCAUUUUGCUCUACAGAAUCUCUUUGUAAUGUACAGUAUUAGUGAUCUUAGGAAGGAAUUCUGUUUAAAAGCAGGUUUUAUUUCAAAACGUAGUACUUUUCACAUCCAUUAAAAUCUUCGUGAUUCACGAAA
Molecule: messenger RNA, 1169 nt
Organism: Pristis pectinata (smalltooth sawfish)
Lineage: Eukaryota; Metazoa; Chordata; Chondrichthyes; Rhinopristiformes; Pristidae
Gene: psme3
Product: proteasome activator subunit 3
Exons: 11
Coding region: 44-817 (257 amino acids)
Biological process (GO): regulation of G1/S transition of mitotic cell cycle; positive regulation of endopeptidase activity; regulation of proteasomal protein catabolic process
Cellular component (GO): proteasome activator complex; nucleoplasm; cytoplasm
Molecular function (GO): endopeptidase activator activity
Source: RefSeq, a predicted model, not a curated record